Messenger RNA from Charadrius vociferus (killdeer), 2067 nucleotides. RefSeq names its product MLX interacting protein-like (gene MLXIPL). Gene Ontology annotation, biological process: regulation of transcription by RNA polymerase II. The transcript is spliced from 15 exons. Gene Ontology annotation, cellular component: nucleus. The record is from RefSeq and is a predicted model, not a curated record. Lineage: Eukaryota; Metazoa; Chordata; Aves; Charadriiformes; Charadriidae. The coding region runs from base 1 to 2067 and encodes 688 amino acids. Gene Ontology annotation, molecular function: RNA polymerase II cis-regulatory region sequence-specific DNA binding; DNA-binding transcription factor activity, RNA polymerase II-specific; protein dimerization activity.
AUGGCAGGGGCUCAGGUGGGGCUGCCAGGACCCUUCCCAGAGCCCCCGGUUGGGCCAUGCCCCGUCUCCGACUCCGACUCCGACUCUGAGGAUGCAGCCGCAGGCAGCACAGGACCCGGCACUGGGGUGCAGAACCCCUCCCAGGUCAUCCACAGUGGCCACUUCAUGGUGUCGUCCCCGCACAGCGACUCACUGCCCCGCCGGCGCCACCACCGCACUGAGCCCGAACCAGCUGAUCCCCGGAGCAUCGACCCGACCCUCACCCGGCUCUUUGAGUGCAUGAGCCUGGAGUACAGUGGGAAGCUGGUGUCUCCAAAAUGGAAGAAUUUCAAGGGGCUGCGGCUCCUUUGUCGGGAUAAAAUUCGUCUCAACAACGCUAUCUGGAGAGCAUGGUACAUCCAGUAUGUGGAGCGGAGGAAGAACCCUGUGUGCGGCUUCAUCACCCCACUGGAGGGGUCAGAGGCUGAUGAGCACCGAAAACCAGAGGCUGUCGUGCUGGAGGGCAACUACUGGAAACGCCGCAUCGAGGUGGUGAUGAGGGAGUACCACAAGUGGAGGAUCUACUACAAGAAGCGGCUCCGAAAGUCCACCCGGGAGGGAGAGCUCUCCAGCCCAAAGCAGGAUGAGGAUGUCUGGAGGCCAACAGAGAAAUGGUGCAACCAGCUCUUCUGCAACGUGGUGCCCAUGCUGCUUGGGGAUGAGGAAGAGGACCCAGGGGGUAGGCAGCACUUCGACUUGGACACCUUCCUCUCAGACAUCUCUGACACCCUCUUCACCAUGACACAGACUCCCAGCACCCACCAGGCGCUCCCCGAGGAUGCAUACGUUGGGAAUGCUGACAUGAUACAGCCGGACUUGGCACCCCUGCAGCCCAGCCUGGAUGAUAUGGAGAUCUCAGGUAAGAGCCAGCCUGAAUGCGAUGCCACAUCCCACACAGCCCAGCACGCUCUGCACCCCACGGCAGCCAAAAACUGGGGGGAUCGGAAGGAUGGCCAGACAGCAGCAAGAGCUGCUGGGGCAGAGAGAAAGCACCAGACAUCCAUCAGCAUGGAAAAAGUGGCGGUGAAGCCGCUCCCGGGCCCCCCUGUGCCGCCCCGGCUGGCCAUGCCCAACCCCUGCCUGAGCCAGCUGCUGACCACGGCCAAGCAGGAGCCAGCCCUGGAUGCCCCACACCCAAUGGAUGCAGGACUCAUGCCCAUGUCCCCGGUCUCCCUGCAAAGUGCUGUCCCCGACGUCCCUGCCACCUGCCUCUCCAGAAUGGCCCAGCUGAGCCCAGGGCUGGCUCCUGGCUCCAGCCCUUCCCAGGCAGUGCAGGUGCUGGUGCCAGGACCGCUGGCGGGCACCCAGCCGGGCCCACUGCUGGUCCCCAAGGCGGAGCAGCUGUCCCCCACGUCGGCUUGUGGCAGUGACUGGCCCAAGCCCAGCCAGGCUUCCCCAGGACCCGCUGUAGGGCUGGGCACUGGCAUCUCCCUGCACCACCCUGUGUCCCGUCGGGGCAGGUCUGAGUCCAACAAGGUGGAGAGCCGCCGCAUCACACACAUCUCUGCCGAGCAGAAGAGACGCUUCAACAUCAAGCUGGGCUUUGACACACUGCACAGCCUGGUGAGCACACUGAGCGCCCAGCCCAGCAUCAAGGUCAGCAAGGCCGCCACCUUGCAGAAGACAGCAGAGUAUAUCUGCAAGCUGCAGCAGGAGCGGGCAGCCCUGCAGGACGAGGCACAGCGGCUGCGGGAGCAGAUUGAGGAGCUCAAUGGCUCCAUCAACCUGUGCCAGGAGCAGCUGCCAGCCACGGGGGUGCCCAUCACACGCCAGCGCUUUGACCAGAUGCGCAGCAUGUUCGACGAGUACGUCCGCUCCUCCACACUGCAGAACUGGAAGUUCUGGAUCGUAUCCUUUGGGGCCAGUGCUUGCUGCUUCUUCUGCUACAAUGAUGCAAACAGAGUAGGAGUAAAAGGCUGGUCCUUGGGGAGAAGGGAAGUCACCAGUGGAGCUGAGCUCAUGCAGGGAAGAGCUGCUGGUGAUGUGGCAACUGAGUCAGAGAGGCAGCAGCCAUCAACUAGGAAUUAG